AUGGGCAAGAAAAAGGGAAAGGGUGAAUACAACGACUUCCUCGAAAGUGCCAGACCCCGCGAUAAUAACGAUAUCCGCACUACACUUCAGACCACAUCAGCACUGACCCGCAACAUCUCGCCGCCAGCGGUUUCGGCACCACAAUCUCAACAACGCAACCAUGCAAACCUAAGGACCAAACCUAAGAAACCGCCCUUGACGCACUUUCUCUGUUUGCCACUUGUCUCCGACCCGAACCGCGCACAAAUCUCGACAUCACUUGAGAAGCUGAAGAAGGAUGUCGAAACCUACACCCCCGUACCACCAAAAGCAGUUCGACCCACCGGCACACUGCACCUCACUCUAGGCGUGAUGUCUCUAUCCCCCGCCCAGCUCUCCGACGCCAGCACGCACCUAUCCGAGCUAGACAUCGGACAACUGCUGCGGGGCAUCACGACGCAGAAGCUCGCCGAAUCCGUAGCCGACACCCGCACCGUCAGCGAAGGCUUCGGCGCCGUCCAAGACCCCAGCCUCUCGCCCGCAAGUCCAGCCUUGAGCGCCGAUCCGGCAUCGCUGGCCGUCGAGUUGCGCGCGCUCGUGCCCAUGCAGAAGCCGGGCCAGACGAGCAUCUUGUAUGCCGAGCCGCGCGACGCAACGGCCCGGCUGCUACCGUUUGCGGAGAGCCUGAGGCGUAGCUUCGAGGAGCAGGGGUGGGUCGUCCAGGAUGAGAGGUCCUUGAGACUGCAUGCCACCGUGCUGAAUACCAUUUAUGCGAAGCCCAAGGGGAGGGGGAGGGGCAAGCAGACGUCGAAGGCUGCAGCGUCCACGAGUGAGGCGGUGCGAGAUGGUGGUGGUGGUGGUGGUGGCGAUGUGCUGAAUGAUGGCACGGACGGUGAGCAGGAGAAGGAGAAGGAGAAGGAGAAGGAAGAGAGGGACAAGGGACACGGCCCGGAUGCGAAGAGCUGGAUGCGGUUCGAUGCCAGUGAAUUGAUAGACAUGUACAAAGACUUUGUCUGGGCAGAGGAUGUGCGGAUCGAUAGAGUGCAGAUCUGCAAGAUGGGUGCUCAGAAAAUCUUCCGCGAAGGCGGGGAUGAGGUUGUGGAUGAGAGGUACGAGGUCGUUGCUGAGAAAAUGCUCUGA
Ascochyta rabiei is the source of this 1119-nucleotide messenger RNA. RefSeq lists its product as uncharacterized. The transcript has a single exon. Bases 1 to 1119 code for a protein of 372 amino acids. Gene Ontology annotation, biological process: DNA alkylation repair; regulation of DNA-templated transcription. Lineage: Eukaryota; Fungi; Ascomycota; Dothideomycetes; Pleosporales; Didymellaceae. The record is from RefSeq and is a predicted model, not a curated record. Gene Ontology annotation, cellular component: nucleus.